AUGUCACCAACAGCAACAUCUGCCGUAGACGAUACUCAAGCGUCGCAAAAGCCCAAGCCCCUCAAGACGCCUGAAAGGCCGCUGCAUCACAUUCCUUGGCCGGAAACUCCGCUAGAGCAGAGAAAAUGGCAGCUGGAACAGAUGGCCGGUGCAUUCCGCAUCUUUGCAAAACUCGGUUUUGCGGACGGUGCUAGCGGGCAUAUCAGUUUACGAGAUCCCAUCCAACCAGAGACAUUCUGGAUCAAUCCGUAUGGCGUCCAUUUUGGUGUGCUCACAGUUUCGGAUAUGGUGCACAUCGACCGCGAAGGUAAUCGAAUCGGAGGCGCUGACGCAAGCGUGAAUCGCGCAGGCUUCAUUAUCCAUCGAGCAAUUCACGAGGCACGUCCGGACCUGCACGCGGCGUGCCACAUGCACAGCCCUUAUGGCAGAGCGUGGAGCACAUUUGGGCGCGGUAUCGACAUGCUCAACCAGGAUAGUUGCAUGUUCUACGAAGACCUCUCCGUCUACGCGGGCUUUGGCGGCGUUGUGCUAGCCCCGGAAGAAGGCGUCAACAUUGCACGCGCUUUAGGGCCACGGAAAAAGAAUAUCAUCCUGCAGAACCAUGGAAUCCUCACUUGCGGGGGCUCCAUAGCGGAGGCUGCGGCCUUUUUCAUCGCACUCGAGCGUGCCUGCCAUACCCAGCUGUUGGUCGAAUCGUCGACGGCCCCGACCAACGUCGGCGGUGCUGUCUCGGGCCUGUCCAAGACCUUGGUCUCCCAUGAGGAGGCCGAAUACACCAAGAAGGGUACGGGUACGCCUGAGGUCAUGUACAUGCAAUUUGCGCCUGAGUAUCAACUCAUCUUGAAGGAGACAAAAGGCGAUUUUCUUUGA
Messenger RNA from Talaromyces amestolkiae, 870 nucleotides. RefSeq lists its product as uncharacterized. Gene Ontology annotation, cellular component: cytoskeleton. The record is from RefSeq and is a predicted model, not a curated record. The transcript has 2 exons. Bases 1 to 870 code for a protein of 289 amino acids. NCBI's taxonomy places the organism in Eukaryota, Fungi, Ascomycota, Eurotiomycetes, Eurotiales, Trichocomaceae. Gene Ontology annotation, molecular function: actin filament binding.